Messenger RNA from Sceloporus undulatus (fence lizard), 3185 nucleotides. RefSeq names its product pygopus family PHD finger 1 (gene PYGO1). Lineage: Eukaryota; Metazoa; Chordata; Lepidosauria; Squamata; Phrynosomatidae. The record is from RefSeq and is a predicted model, not a curated record. The coding region runs from base 387 to 1661 and encodes 424 amino acids. The transcript has 4 exons.
AGAGAAAGAGAGGGAUGGGAGGAAGGCGAGAUGGAGGGAUGGAUGAGUGAAGGAGGGCCCCCCCGAGGAGGAGGAGGAGGAGGAGAGCAAGCGGGGCCCAGUCGCCCGGAGGGAGGCUCUUUUGCCCCAGGGCAAGGGCUCCGGCCUGCUCCUCUCCCUCGCUCCAGAAUGCCCCGGGCCCGGCUCCUGGGGGUCUGAGGGAGGCCUAGUGAGCCUGAGGCCUAGUGUGGGGGAGAGGCCUGGCCCUGGGCUGCGUCCUCGGCCCCCAGAAUCCCCCUCCGCCGCCGCCCCCAGAAGGAGGAGGCCCCGGGCGGGGAAGAGCAGGAGGGCCUUGGGCCUGGAGGAGGAACCAGGGCCCCGCAGGGAGCGAUGCCGCGCUGCCGGUGAUGUCCGCCGCCGACCACGAGAAGGAGCUCCAGAGGCCCAGAGGCGCCGAGGGCGGCGGAGGGCUGGAGGGGCUGGCGGGGCCCGGGGCCCGAGACCUGGGCAGCCCCGAGAAGAAGAAGCCACGCAGGACCAGCACCGCCCAGGUGCCUCCCUUCCCUCCCUCGGAAUAUGCUCCACCGCCAAACCCCAGCGCAGACCACCUGAUUGCCGCAAACCCCUUUGAUGACAACUACCACCACCACGCCCUUCCCUACAAGACACUGUCAUCAGGAAGCCCCUACUUUGCCAGCCCUCCCAGCUACGCCGGCUUCGGGGGCUUCAACGCGUUCAGGAUGCCGCCCCACCUGCUGCCCAGAAUGGUGCCCUCCACGGUGUAUGGGGCCGCGUUCCCCUUCCGAAACCAGGCGCACCCAUUUCCCCAGAAUCCGGUGGGGAUGGUCUUCAGCCACCCCCAAGCAGCCAUGAAUUUUGGGCCCCAUGAAAAUGUGGGCUUUGGGAACCAGCCCUCCUACAAUGCAAACGUUGGCCAGAGUGUUGGCUUCCCCGGCCAGCAUUUCCGUCCAAACCCCGGAGAGAACUUUGGGCACAUUCCUUCCCAAAAUACGAUCCAGGCGACCCCCCACCAUGAGUUGCCCAUGCACUUUGGGCCUGGCGGGAACCACAACAACCCUCCACAUUUUAACAGUUCCCAGGUGGAAGCAAACCAUUCAUAUGGCCCCCCACCAAACCGUUACAACCAGGCAAAGCCUUUGCAGCAAAAGCAAGGGGCAACAAAGCCUGGGGCCACUCCGCAGCAGCAGCAGCAGCAGCAUCACCCCCCUCAAGGCCCAGAAGACAUUGUGAGCUCAGGAAACACCGACGUAAAAACUCUGAACCGAAGUACCCCCACCAGCCAAGAUAACAUUCCCUCAAAAAACAUGGAAAAUCUGAAUAGCAACCAUGCGAAUGGGACGCAGGCCAAGCCCCGACUGCCCCGGGGGGUGGCUGAGGGGGGUGGCAAAAUGCCCCUGCGUCCGAGCCACCAUGACCCCCUCUACCCUUGUGGUAUUUGCACACAUGAAGUGAACGAUGACCAGGACGCCAUCUUGUGUGAGGCGUCUUGUCAGAAAUGGUUUCACCGGAUCUGCACGGGAAUGACGGAGUCGGCUUACGGCUUGCUCACAGCAGAGGCCUCGGCCGUCUGGGGCUGCGAUGCUUGCAUGGCCGACAAGGACGUGCAGCUGAUGUGCACCAGAGAGACGACCGGGCCGCCGGCAUUGAACACUGAUGCGUGAGAGUGGAGGGCGGGGGGAGACUGGCAAGGCGGCCAGGCACCGAACUCCCACUUUCCGCCGAAGGUAGUCUCCAUUCACUUUAUUCUUCACCAGUCGGUCUCUUGUACUCUCCGCUUCCUGCCCAAGUGCAUUAAGUUUUCAUCAGGGGAACUCCAGAGAAUUUGCUUGAUCAAUAAUUAAUUGCAAGUUUGGUUUUACAUACACAGAAAGUGACUGAAUAUGGAAGUGGGGGGAUUGGAUUUUGUGGAUGCAAGCAGUCCAUGGCUGAUCAGCCCAGAAGUGGUAUGUAUUGGUAGAAUCAUGAAUUGGAGCUGAAUAUAUAUUUUAAUAUCUGUCACUGUCUUACUCUCUGCUUUGGAGCUUUCCUUAAGUUCUGAAACUGAGCACCGUGACACAGGGAGAAGAAUCAAGCAAUACUUAUUCAACAAUGUUGUCCAACCUAUUUGUACAUUACCUGAAACUUUCAAGUAAUAUUAACUUUUUCUUUUUUAGCAUUUAAGUCAAAACAUCCACAUGUUUACACUUUAAUAACCUUUUUUAGUGAAGCCUGAAGUAGGUUUGGCGUCGCCGUCUUUAAGAGCCUGUUUCCAGCCUCAUAUGCUCCAUAGAAAGUCUCUUGACUUUUAGUGGCCAAGAGAGCAUGCUGAGGCCAAGUGCCUAAACCAGUGAUGGCCAGAGUUUGGACACCACAGGCCUAAAAACAGUGUCCCCUUCAUUGUCCUGGGAGGUGUGAGCUGUAUUUUCACUUCAGCUCCUCCACCCUAACAAAUGUAUCAUCCCAUCACUUAGCAAGUCUAGGCCAGUGAUGGCGAACCUAUGGCACACGUGCCAGAGGUGGCACUCAGAGCCCUCUCUGUGGGCACAUGUGCCGUCACCCCAGCACAGAGUUUGCCAGAAUUUGUUAGUAGAAAGCCAGAGAGACAUGGCACUUUGCAAUAAAUAAGUGGGUUUUGGGUUGCAGUUUGGGCACUCGGGCUCUAAAAGGUUCACCAUCACUGGUCUAGGAUCUUAGGGAAAAGAGUCAACUGAGAGAAAAAAUUCGUAAGCACUGCCCCAUUGAAUCCGAUGGGUAUCUGCUUAAGCAUGCACUUGGGCUACAGUCAACAAAGGCUUUUCGUCUGAUGGCUCUUCCAGCAAACCUGAGGCCUCUGGGCAGAAGAAGCAUGAAAAAGCCUGAAGACCCCCAAUCCCUGUGAGGAAUGGCUGAGCUCCAGCAUGGAGUCCCUUCUUUGGGUUCCCAGUUGCUCACUGGCCACUGCAAGAGCAAGAGCUCCAGAAAGUUACUUUAGGGUCAUGGCUUCUGCAGUCUCCUGGCUGGUGGCCAGGGGUUCUGGGAGUCGUAGGUCCAAAACACACUACAGAAAUGACCUGGUUUGUCACCGCUUUUUAGCAUCCUGGCUCAAGGCUAUGGAAUUCUGGGAGUCGCUGUGGGCCUUGAGCCAGGCCUUGAACCAAGAAGGCUUCAAAGUGGUGCCAAAGCAGGUUAUUUCUCCAAUAUGGAUGCAGCCUCUGUUCUCCAGAAAG